Molecule: messenger RNA, 1397 nt
Organism: Crotalus tigris (Tiger rattlesnake)
Lineage: Eukaryota; Metazoa; Chordata; Lepidosauria; Squamata; Viperidae
Gene: APOA4
Product: apolipoprotein A4
Exons: 4
Coding region: 235-1323 (362 amino acids)
Biological process (GO): cholesterol homeostasis; triglyceride homeostasis; cholesterol biosynthetic process
Cellular component (GO): extracellular region; blood microparticle; high-density lipoprotein particle
Molecular function (GO): phosphatidylcholine-sterol O-acyltransferase activator activity; phospholipid binding; cholesterol binding
Source: RefSeq, a predicted model, not a curated record
CCUGUGGAGCUGCAGAUAAACGGCAACCUUGUGACCAUGCAGGCCUCCACGUCACAUUCCUGCUAAAGUCCAAGAGCUCAAGGAGGUGUCAUCAGCCUGUGUGGAUGCAAGAAGAUGCCAUCCCCAGGAAUAUAAAUACAGAGACGCUCCCCAGGCAGAGCUGCAGAGCAGAAGCCUCUCGUGCAGAAGGUCUGUUGCUGACAGGGCUUUGUGUGCUGUUCCCUGCCAUCUGCCAUGUCUCUGAAGGCAGCUGCUUUCCUCCUCGGACUCUUGGUUGCCACCACAGGGGCCCAAGACGGUCCCACCCCCCAACAGCUUACUGACUUGGUCUGGCAGUACUUCACCCAGCUGAGCAACAAUGCCGAGGAGACCCUGAGACAGGCCCAGCAGUCGGACAUCAGCAAGCAGUUCACGGUCCUGAUCCAGGACAACCUCCAGGCCAUGAACACCUACUCCAAGCAAAUGCAGAAAAAGAUGGCCCUGUACGUCACACAGCUGCUGGCCCAGCUAAGCGAAGAAGGGGAAAAGAUAAAGGAAAGGAUCAAGACGGAGCUGGAGCAGCUGCAGACGGAUAUCGGUCCCUUCUCAGCAGAUGUCCAGAACCAGGUGACCACAAUUGCCCAGAACCUGAAAGUCCAGCUGGCCUCCCACGCCGAGGAGCUGCAAGCAACAACAGACAUCCUGGCCACCCAGGUCAGCCAGCAACUGGCGCCCUUUGUGCAAGAGCUGCAGGCCCAGCUGAAGGAGAAUGUGGGGGACCCAGCCUCUCUCUCCCCUUACGUCCAGAGGCUUCAGCAGACCGUCAACGAGCAAGUGGAAGACAUCAAGGUGCAGCUGGGCCAUUUUCCUGCAGAGGUAAAGACCAAGGUGGACCAGGCGGUGGAGGAGCUGCACAAGCGCCUCUCCCCCUAUGCCCAGACAACGCCAGAGCAGCUGAGGCGGCAGCUGGAAGAGCUCUCCUUCCGGGUGGCGAGAAGCGCGGAGGCCCUGCGGGACAAGAUCCAGGAAGAAGCUGAGCGGCUGCAGGGACGGCUCGACGGGCUUCUGCAGGGAGACCUGAUGUCCCGCCUGGACAGCCUGAAGGAAGAUGCCGGGCAGCAGAUUGAGGACUUCCGCCAGCAAGUGGGGUCUUUCGGGGACAGCUUCAACCAGCUGGUGGUGGGAAAAGUGCAGCAGCUGGGCCAGAGGUUGCAAGACCCUGCUAGUGGGGUGGAGGACCACCUGAGCUUCUUGGAGAAGGAAGUCAGGGAGCAGAUCAUCGCCUUCACAAACAGCCUCCGGGAGACUGAGGAGCGCCUCCUUCUUGCCCCGGAGGAAGCAUAAGAGAGGGGAGCCCUGCAGCUCUCCCAGGAGACCCCAAGACUUUGUGCUUGAAAUAAAAGAACUGCUCAGCCACC